This is a messenger RNA of Pieris brassicae (large cabbage white), 615 nucleotides long. RefSeq lists its product as uncharacterized. The coding region runs from base 5 to 496 and encodes 163 amino acids. Gene Ontology annotation, molecular function: oxidoreductase activity, acting on a sulfur group of donors, disulfide as acceptor. The transcript is spliced from 4 exons. NCBI's taxonomy places the organism in Eukaryota, Metazoa, Arthropoda, Insecta, Lepidoptera, Pieridae. The record is from RefSeq and is a predicted model, not a curated record.
UAACAUGAAGUUAAUUGUAAUUGUUAUUUUUAUUGGUGUAACGGUGAAGUGUAAAGCUUUUAGUUUGGACUACUAUGAUGCCGGUCCCGACUUCGAUAGGCCGUUGGAUAAUGAUUCUGAAGAAGAUUCAAAUCAGGAAUGCUACGGGAACAAGUUACAUGCGUGUGCGCUGGAUAUUGUGAAGUCCAAUACUCGUGCUUUGAGGUAUAAUAUUUGCAUAAUGAAGUAUUCCCACAGCAAUCAAGGUUCUGAUGAUAACUCUGCUGACAAGUGUGGCAAAGCUCUGUAUAUCGACUCAGCACCAAUAAGGGAAUGCGCUAAGGGUAAAAGAGGCACUGAGCUUCUAAAAUACUACGGCGAAGAAAUCAUAAAGGCAAAUUUAAAGCACGUUUCACACAUUCAAAUAAAUGGUGUCAAAAAUGACGGAAAACACUUUAUGCGAAAUGUUUGCGCAGCAUUUGCUGAGCCCCCUACAGAAUGUCAGGAUAUUUUGUAACUCGAGCACAUUUGACAUUAUUAUAUAGUUCCCAUAUGAACUCGGAUAUUAGCUAUAUACAUGUCGAAGGUAGAGGAAAUGAGCUGGUGUGUGAAAAAAUAAAUAUAAUUAAAAAAGGC